AUGACGACGCAAAACUCGUCCACGGGAGAAACACCCACCGGUACCCCCCGUGGGACGGGCCAAAAGUCCCAUGAGCUCCUCACUUGCACCAUCAAGACCCCGCUCUUCUCGUACGCCCAGCUCGAACUCGUCACCGACUCGCCGCAAGCAUCUGAUGCUGCGGCGGGCUUGGAUAACCUCCAAGUGCGCUCCUACUGCAACGCCGCGCUGCGCCAGUUCCUCGGCGCCACGGGCUCCGCCAUCCCCAUCGACAUCCUUAAGGUCGACGGCAACCAGUGUUGGCUGCGCGUACCCCGUCCGGACCUCAGCCCCUUCGCCGCCGCCAUCACGGCGUGGGCCGGCGUCUCGGAGCAGGGGAGCCGGCGAGUGCUCCGGGUGAAGCAGUGCUCCGACUACCUUGGCGCCAUGGUUGGCGCCGACGGCCAAGACAAGCUCUGGUCUUCAUGA
Molecule: messenger RNA, 447 nt
Organism: Colletotrichum spaethianum
Lineage: Eukaryota; Fungi; Ascomycota; Sordariomycetes; Glomerellales; Glomerellaceae
Exons: 1
Coding region: 1-447 (148 amino acids)
Biological process (GO): nuclear-transcribed mRNA catabolic process, RNase MRP-dependent; tRNA processing; intronic box C/D snoRNA processing
Cellular component (GO): nucleolar ribonuclease P complex; ribonuclease MRP complex
Molecular function (GO): ribonuclease MRP activity
Source: RefSeq, a predicted model, not a curated record